Molecule: messenger RNA, 1257 nt
Organism: Mercenaria mercenaria
Lineage: Eukaryota; Metazoa; Mollusca; Bivalvia; Venerida; Veneridae
Exons: 5
Coding region: 18-833 (271 amino acids)
Source: RefSeq, a predicted model, not a curated record
CACUGGACAGCAGCAAUAUGCUUGAAUUUAUAUUUGGAACUGACCCGGUAGUUGUCACCUCUAAUGAACUGGUAAGUGUGAUCGAAUACUUUUACGAAGAGGAUGGAGACCCAUAUGGAGACCCAUUUAUGACAACUGUCCAAAGUGUCACACAGUUCAGAAACUCAUACAGCUUUAUGACAGGGACAAUAAAUGGAAAUUUCAUUAACAGAAAUGUGACAAUUGUUAUCACAUUAAAGAAAACUUACACCAAUCAAUUGUUGAUACAUAACAAAGGAGGACAGAUUGUAAAGACAGUCGUAAUUAAUACCAAACAAGUUGAAGACUAUCAGCUAUUGGUUAUGAAUAUUAGCUACGACGAGUUCUAUACAAUAAGACAUCCUGAUAAUAAAGAGUUUGGGCUUCUGAUCUAUGGACUUCCACAUGAAUAUAUUGGAUACGGUUACCCCGUAGCAAUGAGCUUCAGUAAGAGUGUAGAUACUUCAGUUGAUGAUAUAUGGUGUUUUGACUGCAUUGACAUGAGCCAUUUGAAAUAUUGCGACAAAGUAACAAAGUGCUCAUCCAGAGACCAGGUUUGUUUUGUUCAGAGUUACAUGAGAAGUCUAGAUGUAAAACUAUACAGAUCGGGAUGCAUCGACAAGAAGGGCUGUAAUUCUUAUGGACAAUCAAGUUGCGUAACAUGUUGUAACGAUAGUUUCUGCAAUACACAAGGAUGUGGAGAUAAUGGUAUACAUGACAUUCAAAAUCGGGGUCCAAUGUGCUUUGACUGUAACCAUCGGGGAGAAAAAGACUCGUGUCGAACACUGCAGUUCUGUGCCCCAGACGAGGUAUAAGCAUAUUCCUGAUAAUCAGAAUCGUGACAGAAAAAGACUCGGGUUAUAAUUAUAUUAUGUGUUUAAGUUCUACAAUACUUGGCAUCCGCCCCUUUUUAUUCAUAUUUCUAUAUAUUAGACUUAUGUACAUCAUAUACAGUGUGUACAUCAUAAAAAAAUCCUAAUGAGAAAAUGUACUUUUUGCCUUUUAUAAUGUACAGCUUCUUAAACUGUCCGUGGAUUACUACGUAGAAUAUGCACUAUUUUGUGAUAAUAUCAUGUCCAGCGUAGAUAGGAAAUGUCAUCUACUAAGAGUAGACAAAUUUUCUGUCAUUGAAAGAUAUUUUUUUUUUUACUUUCAACUUUGAGUUGUCCUUAAAUUUGCAAUUGCUUGAAAUCUGCAUUUCAUUCGCUGCUGAUAUUACUGCAAAAAAUAAUUAUGUUA